Messenger RNA from Aspergillus japonicus CBS 114.51, 1019 nucleotides. Its product is annotated as 5'/3'-nucleotidase SurE. Gene Ontology annotation, cellular component: P-body. The coding region runs from base 81 to 1019 and encodes 312 amino acids. Gene Ontology annotation, molecular function: hydrolase activity. Lineage: Eukaryota; Fungi; Ascomycota; Eurotiomycetes; Eurotiales; Aspergillaceae. The transcript is spliced from 3 exons. The record is from RefSeq and is a predicted model, not a curated record.
CUAGUCAACUGACUCCUUUCGGCCAAUUAUUGGUGAGCACUCUUAUCCAAAGCUUGCUCUGAACCACAAGUCAACAUCCAAUGCAUAUCCUCGUUGUGAACGAUGACGGGCCCCCUUCGCGGGAUACAUCCCCGUAUGUGCAUUCCUUGGUCCACGAACUUCAGACCCAAGGACACAUCGUGACUGUGGUCUUGCCGAACCAGCGACGUUCCUGGAUCGGAAAAGCCCACUUCGUCGGGGAAGUGGUCAAGGCGACGUACUUCUCUCCUGGGGAACCGUUUCGGUUCGAGGGUACCGAGCACCAAACCCCUCAUGGACUGUCGAAUGGCACUCACAGCAGCAGCAAUGGAGCGCAGAACCAUCGCCCAUGGAUGCUCGCCAAUUCGACCCCCGCUGGUUGUGUGCAAAUCGGGUUGCAUCACUACCACCCUUACCAGCAGGAAGGCAAGCCCAUCCCGAUCGACCUGGUGAUAUCGGGCCCGAACCUUGGAGCAAACGCAACGGCUCUCUUCUCCCUCUCCAGUGGCACGAUCGGCGGGGCCAUGGAGGCCGUGCUGUGUGGGAAGAGGUCUAUUGCUCUUUCCUUCGAGCCAGUGGCCAGAGACGACGUUUGCAAUCCGGUGCAGAUUACAGAUGCAUGUAGACAUGCUGUGCAUCUGAUCAAGCAUCUGUACCACAGUUGGGACGAAGGCGUAGAACUCUACUCCGUGAACAUACCGCUGCGAUCUGCCCCCAGCGGAGACAGAAAGGUCAUGUAUACUCGGAUCCGACCGAACCGUUGGCUCGCAGCUAGUCCGUUCCAAGUCGUUUCACCGUCCGGGGAUGCAACUGAGCAGAACCCCGAUUCGUCGCUGCUACUGCGAUGGGCGCCAGACUUAUCAGACAUCCAUGGUAGUAUGGACCGCACCUCGGAUGCAGAUGAUGACUGGGCAGUGCGUGAGGGAAAGACCAGUGUGACUCCGUUGAAAGCGAACUUCAUGCAUGCUGUCCAUUGCGAGGGCGAGAUUCAUCUCAAAUAA